Labeo rohita (rohu) is the source of this 1442-nucleotide messenger RNA. Its product is annotated as ribonuclease inhibitor-like. The transcript has 7 exons. NCBI's taxonomy places the organism in Eukaryota, Metazoa, Chordata, Actinopteri, Cypriniformes, Cyprinidae. The record is from RefSeq and is a predicted model, not a curated record. Gene Ontology annotation, molecular function: protein binding. The coding region runs from base 1 to 1095 and encodes 364 amino acids.
AUGACAGAUGAAGGUUGUUCUGCUGUGACUUCAGCUCUGAAAUCAAACCCAUCACACCUGAGAGAACUGAACCUGAACUGGAAUAAACUAGGAGACUCUGGAGUGAAAAACCUCAGUGAUCUACUGAUGAACACACAAUUCAAGCUGGAGAAACUAGAUCUGUGUGGAUGCAGUAUUACAGAGAAACAGUGUCUCAUCCUGACUUCAGCUCUGAAAUCAAACCCAUCACACCUGAGAGAACUGAACCUGAGCUGGAAUGAACUAGGAGACUCUGGAGUGAAAAACCUCAGUGAUCUACUGAUGAACACACAAUUCAAGCUGGAGAAACUAGAUCUGUGUUAUUGCAGUAUUACAGAGGAACAGUGUCUCAUCCUGACUUCAGCUCUGAAAUCAAACCCAUCACACCUGAGAGAACUGAACCUGAGCUGGAAUAAACUAGGAGACUCUGGAGUGAAAAACCUCAGUGAUCUACUGAUGAACACACAAUUCAAGCUGGAGAAACUAGAUCUGUGUGAAUGCAGUAUUACAGAGAAACAGUGUCUCAUCCUGACUUCAGCUCUGAAAUCAAACCCAUCACACCUGAGAGAACUGAACCUGAGCUGGAAUAAACUAGGAGACUCUGGAGUGAAAAACCUCAGUGAUCUACUGAUGAACACACAAUUCAAGCUGGAGAAACUACAUCUGUGUGAUUGCAGUAUUACAGAGAAACAGUGUCUCAUCCUGACUUCAGCUCUGAAAUCAAACCCAUCACACCUGAGAGAACUGAACCUGAGCUGGAAUCAAAUAAAAAACACAGGAGUGAAUCACUUAUGUGACGUACUGAAGGAUUCACACUGUAAACUGGAGAGAUUGAGUCUUCAUUCCUGUGGAAUUACAGAUGUUUCUUCUUUAACUCAGUGUUUGACAAACACAAAAGCACUGCAGUUUCUAAAAGAGCUUAAUCUGAGUAAGAAUAUGAUUGGAGACUCAAAGCAGCAGCUCAUUGAUGUGCUACGAGACUCAAACUGUAAACUGAGUGUAGAUACAGAUCCAUCACCAAAAGUCCCUGGUAGUUCAAUUGCAAGAAAUAUGUGGAGUUUAAUCACCAAAAGAUGAUAAAUGCUGUAUAUCAUAAUGAAGUGGUCUUGAGAGGAGCAGUAAACAUCAGGUGAGGAUCCACAGAAGAGCUUCACUACUGUGUCUAUGAGGAGAAAGAAAUGUGUGAUAAAUGUGUGAAUGUGAUCCAUACAGGUGAAGAGACUCAGACUUUACAAUCAAAUAAUGCAGCAUGUGUGUUAGAAACAUGUGAUAUUGAAUGAUUAAUGUUGCUUUAGUAUUCAAGUGAUCAUUUUGUUUAAUUUAAAGCUGGAACAGAGGAGGAAGAAGCUCAGAUGAGUCUGUCUGGCUCUUCAGUUUAAUAAUAUUUGUAUUAAAAUCAUCCAUAAUGAUUCAAAUGUUUCUAA